Ornithodoros turicata is the source of this 1080-nucleotide messenger RNA. RefSeq lists its product as uncharacterized. The record is from RefSeq and is a predicted model, not a curated record. The coding region runs from base 253 to 909 and encodes 218 amino acids. The transcript has 2 exons. Lineage: Eukaryota; Metazoa; Arthropoda; Arachnida; Ixodida; Argasidae.
ACGCGCUUUCCCGUGCGCCUCUACCGGAGGGGGGAGAGGAAGGCACCGAGGCGCCUUCCCAGCUCCUGGCAGCAGCACAAGUGGCACGAGACGUAUCUUCGUCUUGGGGCACGGUCGUGAGCAGAGAGCAGCUCCUAGACGCUCAGAGAGCGGACGGCCUUUGUCAGCGGGUGUCUCAAUGGUUAGCUGAGCAGGACUCGGCAGGCACCGGAACGACUGACGGACGGCACGACUCCUAUCUGCUGGGCGAGGAUGGCAUCCUGUUCAGAUACAUACCCCAGGCGGAUGACGAUGACGGCUCAUCCCCAUUCAGAGUCGUGGUGCCACGGAAGUUGCAUGGCUCCACGUCACAACCAGACCGGCCGGAGCAGUAGCCGAGGGUGCUCCCGCCAGAGGACACAGAGGCCCACCAACACCCCUCCAGGGACACCUCCUUCGGCCAGGCCACCGCAGCCUCGACGACGCUUGCCUCCGAGGAACAUUGCUACAUGGACCGUGGUUGCGGAUGGGUACCCAGUGGCAUGGGCCUCCCGGUCGCGCUGGGCCUCCCAGCACCAACCCUUGCGCGGCGAUGACCUCAACGAAGUGCCUCGGCCCUUCAGGGGCCUUACGUUGGAGGAGAGGCAUCCGGCGGACCCUCUCUCCCCCUUGUCCGAAGAGGAACGGCGGGCACUCUGCCCUAUGUGUGCGGUGCCGGAGAUCCACCGAUCCGCUCAUCGCCGAGGACGCCUACAUCAGUCCCGACUCGAUGCAGCACGCGCAGCACGCAGGGAGCGUGCGGCGGCGAACGACAUCGCGGCGGCUGUCGCACUCCUCCAGCGCCAACGCCCAGACCUCCUGAACGUUCCGGCUGCCCCUCCACCCCGUCUUCCCGGGGACUGCGUCAUCGAUAUGCCGGACGACGUGUGAGGACCGCUCGACUACCUGACCCUGGUCGCCGUUUGGUGCCGCGUUGGGACCUCCGGGGGCGAGGCCCCAAGGACUUUCCGGUGGCUACUGCCAUUUGUAGACGUCAGGUCGACCUCUGGUCCUUCUUCACAUGAACUUUUCGUCUCUUCAUCUUAUCUUAGUGAGCGGGUC